Molecule: messenger RNA, 3544 nt
Organism: Hydractinia symbiolongicarpus
Lineage: Eukaryota; Metazoa; Cnidaria; Hydrozoa; Anthoathecata; Hydractiniidae
Product: neuropeptide Y receptor type 4-like
Exons: 2
Coding region: 391-1305 (304 amino acids)
Biological process (GO): G protein-coupled receptor signaling pathway
Cellular component (GO): membrane
Molecular function (GO): G protein-coupled receptor activity
Source: RefSeq, a predicted model, not a curated record
GUUCAGUCAAAUCAUUACUUCUUGUUUUUGACUUUCGAUGAAAACGAGGGUUGUUGUUUAGUCUUGGUUUUCAAAAAAACUGCGAGUCGAAGAUAGCGAUUUGAGAAGGAGUUAGCGAUGGAAACGAAUAUAUUUUCUUUCUAUGCACGGAGACCAGAUAAUAUUCUUCCUGCGACGAUAUAACACAUAAGAGAGAUUUGUUUCGCUUUUGUUGCGAAGAAAGCAUAUCUUUUAUUGCAGCAUGGUUUAGUAUCACAUUCAAAUAAGGAUGAAUUUUCAAAAAAUAUAAUCGUACAGCUUUUCUUGCGGACAGGAACGGAAAAAAAUUUAUAAAAACAAAGGAAUAAUUAGUAGUCCCUAAAACAUUUCCACCUCAAUUUAAGUAAAGAAAUGUAUUGUGACGCUGUACGGCCUCCAACCGAGCUAUCCAUUUUUACGGCAACGAUUUCGUCCAUCAUCACUCUUCUGUCAGUUAUCGGAAAUGGAAUCAUUAUAUUCGUGGUCAUACGAGAUCCGCUGCAGAACCUAAGAACUCCUUUUAACUUUUUUCUCGUAAAUCUGGCAUUUAGUGAUUUGAUAAUUGGCUUAAUAACAUCGCCAUUGUCUGUUUACGGGCAUGCGCGAGAGAGUGUUGGCAAGUUAAAUGAAGACAUCAAAAUUAUGUUUCAACUGCCAUAUUUUGUAUCGAUUACCGCAAGCAUUUUAAAUCUUGGAGUUUUAUGCGCAGACCGAUUCACUGCCAUAAUAUAUCCUAUAAAGCAUAGAAUCCAUUUUAGUUUGAAAAAAUGUGUUUUUAUAGCCGUUGGUAUUUGGUUGUUUUCGGUAACCGUACCUUUUAUCUACUUCAAGGUUGGUUUCGUUGAAUACUUGCUAAUAUAUGCAAACACGUGCGUUCUAUUGGCUUUCAUUUUUAUGUGUUUGACAUACGUUAAGGUUUAUAAAUUCUUACGACAAAAAACCACAGAGCUCCGUCUUCUGAUGACGACAGAAGAAUCAUCGGACGAAAAAUUCCGUCUUAAAAGAUUACUAAUGGAGAAGAAGGUUACGAGAGCUUUCCUGGUGAUUCUCGUAUUGUUUAUAUGCACAUACUUGCCGGCUUCUAUUAUGAUAUACAUUAUCUAUUUUUGUCAGCACUGCGAUUGCACGUUCAUUCAUAUCCUGAGAGAUCUGGAAAUAGUUUUUAUUUUGUCCAAUAGCUGCAUGAAUCCCUUCGUAUGUACAAUACGAUUGGUUAAUUUUAAAAAAUCAAUUAAAGCAUUGUUUUCGUCUGAAGUGAAUGAAACACCUUGUUCAAACAAAACUUAAAUUGUAAUAUCACAUGAAGAGCGUUUUUAUCUGGAAAUUGGUAAAAAAAAUUGGAAUAAUUGUAAAUUUAUUUUUAAAGCCGUAUUGAAAAUUCUUUCAUAAUUUGCGAUUACCAACUCAUAAAAAAUUGACCACAAACAAACUUACUUUAUACCGCUGUCUGAGUAGGCCUACCUUUUACAAUUUUUUUUCACAGGCUUACUUUCAUUAGAGUUUAUUCCAAAUUGUUUAAUUGUUUCUUUUCGUUCGAGAGGCUUACCAUUACAUAAAAUUCCGUAUGUAUUUUCUAGCUUGUGUUUAUUGGUCAUUUGUGAUGUGCCAAAAAGUAUACUGUAUGUUUUAGUUGGAUUUAAUGUAAGGUUCCAUUUUGUGACCAAGUUACUCAUGACAUUGAGAUCAUGAGAUCAGUUUCAGAGAUAUCACUGACAUAACUCUAUCUUCGUAUGGUAAAGUAUGAUUCUGUAAAAUGGUAGACAUGUCAAGUACAUAGAGGUUAUUAGGUCUGGACCUAUUAUACUGCCCUGGUGGCACUCCAAAGAAGAUCGACUUGGGCGUUGAUUAUACUAUCACCAAUUCGAGCGUACUGUGUGCGUUCAGGAAGAUAACUUUGAAUGACACGAAGAAAUUUGUUGGAUAGAUCAAAGUUUUUUAAAAAGAUUUGGAUAGUUGACUUCAUCAAAAGCUUUGUAAUAAUCGGUAAUAAAGCCUAAUUUACCUUUACACAUUUCUUCAACAAUGUCAUCUUUGAAUGCAAAUAACAAUGUAGUACAUGAAUGUUCCUUUUGGACACCUGAUUGUGAGGUUGUAUAUAAAAAAGCAUUUUCUUAAAUAAACUUGAUCAAUUGAGUUAACGAAAUAAGUUCAUAAACCUUUGACAACGAGAGUAAUGUAAAUGUUGGACGAAUGUUUGGUAGUUUAUAGGAUUAUCUACUUUCGGAAUAGGGUCACUCUCGCCUUUUAAUUGUCGGGAAAACAUUUAUUUAUAACCUUUUUUAAAUUUUAAUUACAAUAUACGUAAUCUGAAAGUGGCGAUAGUCGUAAACAUCUAUACUAGUACUCGGUAAUAAAAACGAAAUCAUUCCAUUCUGAUAGUUGGUGCUCAGCCUUAAUUAGCAAUUCACUUUUUUCACUAUCCACAUAACUCAAUUGAUAGAAUGUCCCCAGAAGUCACGAAGCAUGUUGUUUUGUCAGAUGUCUCAAAAUCUCAAUAUGACUAAUAUGUUUUCUAACUUUGUACUCGAGUGUCUUCUUUGAUGUAACAUCCAACUCCACCACAUCAGGACUGUCAUUUUUUAUAUUAAAAACUUUAACCUUGAACUUGAGCGUAGUUUAUUUGCUGUUUAAUGUUCUUUAACCAUGCUUCGAAAGUAGUAACAAAAAAAAUUUAUACCGUUUAACAAAAAACACGCAAUGUGUGUGUCCUGUUUGACGUGUUCUUUUCGAUUGCGACAAAUAAUUUUUUUUUUGUAAAACACGACCCCCCUGGCUUCACGUGACAAGACGAGAUUGGUUAAAAACAUUCGAAAUAAUCUAUUAUCGAAUCAUCGUUAAGAUUUUUAUCAUUAAAAAUGUUAACGACUAAAAGAUUUUUUUUAGAGGCAGGUAGCGUAUGUUCUCGCGAAGUCAUUUUACUGCAAGAAAACCUCCUUAUUUUAAAUCAUUUUCGCGACGUUCCAGUCUUGUGUGCAUGAAAUUAUUAACAUCUAAAGCACACGUUAAAAUUACAAAAAUAUUCAACUCAAAUAAUUACAACCGACAAAAAAUGUACAGAAUUACAGAUUUCUGAUAAAAAAAACCAGAAGUAUUCUUCUUCGUGUUUACGUUUUGUUCAUAUGACAUUCGAAUCAUUUAAGACCCCCUCGCACAUGUAGAUAUGAAACUUUCGAAUAAGCUAAGACUCUGUUUACGUUUACAGCGAGCCAAAACAAUGCAAAAAACUGCUUGUUUCAUAUAAAGUUAUAGAUACAGUUGCGAUGUUCGCGAUAUAGAUGGGAAAUACCCGAAGAGACCAAAAAAACGUUCGAGUUAAGGAGAUAUUCGGGUUAUAGGGGCUCGAGAGUUUAUUAGGAAAUUCCUACCGUGCCAUCGAAAUCGUUCGAGUUAAGGAGAGAUUCGAGUUACAGGGGUUUAGGUUAUAGAGAGUCCACUGUAUAUGUUUCUCAUCAUUUUAAGGUUGAGAGAUCAUUAGAACACAGAUGUUAAAUAACACUGAGUUGUACCUUUAUUUUUUUAUCAAUGU